CCUCCUACGAUAAUGGGAAUGGUUUAAACACAGUUAGAAGAGGAGGAGACGCGGUAGCAAGCAGGGGGAGGCUGAUGAGCGAAAGUACUCACCCAUUGCGCACAGUAUACUUAUUGAUACGAGGCGGACAGCGGCAGGCUUACAAACAUCCCUGUCACCAGCCCUGAGAAAGAAGGACUAGAUAAGCGUCUGUCUGAGCUGAGACAAGACGCCCUCAUUACACUGGAAGAACGGAACGGGCGAGACACAAACGCGCACACACGAGGAAUUGGAGUACAAGCGGAGCAGGAUGACUGAGGCAGUGUGACGCAUGGACAAGACUCCUCUGUGGAAAAGCGUUCUUUCCAGGACAGGCCUGUGAAGCCUGUUUUGUCUGUCAUCUUUCCAGUGGAGAAAAUUAUAAAUCAAUUGCCAACAAAGUUUGACAACACAUACUGCAGAGGCCACAGUCUGGACUGAAGAAAAUACAUAUCCACCAACCAUUCUACUCUGAAGAGCUUUCUGCUAUUUCUGUCAUUUUUGUGUUGUUUUUUUCUGUGGGAAGCAGGCUGCUAAUUUAAGAACAAAGGACUGCAAUUAUCGGAGUGACUCUUUAACUUCUGAAGAUAGAUAUCAAUUUGUGUAGCAGCUCAAGAGCUCAACAAAGAAACUCGUUUUAGAAAACCCACUGUGCUAUUGUGGUCGUGUGAAUUGCCGCUCUUGUUUAACGCAGCAUUUCCUAGAUUUUGACUCUGGGAACAUUUAGGGCUGUGCUCUUAGAGAGAGAGAGAAACCAGGGGAAAAAAAAGAAAAGCCUAACUUGCAGAGUGAAAAGGACCUUUCAUUUAGACAGUCAUAGCGUAACUCUGGGACAGAUUUUAGACUGAUUGAUCUUUCUUACAGGACACAAGGACUGCAAACUUUGCCUGCCUCUUACUUUGUCGCUGGAUUGGACCUAGACCAUCCUUUACUUUGAUGUCUUUAACUGGAGCAACUGAAAAUGAAGCCACUCACGCCAAUUGGUUCCCCAUCUCCACUGCGCCUUCUGAACAAGGGGCCCGAGUACCUGCGCAGGCAGAUGGACAGUGGCAGCAGGGGGCGUUCAGUGAGCGCCGUGGAGCAACUGGAGGCUGACAAGGCCAAGUACGUGAAAAGCCAGCAGGUGAUCAACACCAAGCAGGAGCCGGUGCUUGUGCCUUGUGCUACUCCCCCGCAGCUGAGAAGACCCUUCACAGCGCCAUACGCCACAACCCCUCUGCAGCCCAGGAAGUUCAGCACUCCCUGUGCCAGUCCCUCGCCCCUGCCCAGGAGAUCCUUUAUCCUCUGUGAUGAGGACGUCUUUAAAGACCUGGAUGCCAAGAAGGAGAACCGCAGCUUGUUGGUGCACAAGAAUAUCAGGAACAUCCAGGUCACCCCUUCGGUCCAAAACCCCCCAGUUCUGCGUAGAAGCACUGGCAAGAGAACGCUGAGGCCAGACUCUCUGAUCAUCUACAGGCAGAAGCGGGAGUGCAAUACCUCUGGCGGAGAUACCAAAGGGAAUAGCUUUGUCAAGCGCUUGUUUCAGGGCUCAAUGAGGGAGAAGCACACCCCGGAGAAGCUCAUCAUCAGAGAAGAGAAGUCCCCCUCGAAAGAGGAGGAUUCUCGGAUGUCUUGGGCCAACGAAAAGGAGAGCCCCAAGAGUGACCAAAAUGAAAGGGAACUCUUUGUAGCCCCUAGCACCCCGCAGACCUCGGAGAAGAGAGACAAAGAGACGAACGACGCUGUCGACAAGUCCAGCAACCCAGCCACUUUAAGGAAAACGAGGCUUCAGCGAUCCAAGUCAGAGUUGUGGUUGCGGUACUCUUUGGACUUGUCCGAGAAAGAGCAUUUCUUCAACUACUGCGGGCUGGACCUGGAGAUAGUGGACAGAAUAGGGCUGGAGAACUUCUACACGGCCAGCUCGGAUACCGUGUCUCUGCUGCUGCGGAGCGCCAGCAUGGGCGGCUCGGAACCCAGCGAGUUCUCCCGCCAGAGCGGGGAGGGGCUGUUUGAGGAGGAAGUGACCGAGCAGAGCCCGACCGGGGUAUCUGUGAUCGAGCGGAACGCGCGGGUUAUCAAAUGGCUUUAUGGGUGCAGGAACGCCAAAAACACUCCCAAAGAAUCCACGGUUUAACAGGAAGGCAAGCCGGGACUUUGAAAACGCUGUUAUACUUGGAAACUAAGAGUUUAGAUUCCUCGACAAAACAUGACUACCAUGUGCUGGUGUAUUUAUUUAUUUUUAAUGUGUACUGAUGUGCUAUUUCUUGAUCUCAUCUACGCCUUACGGAAAAAGGAAAGUAUAAAUCAUGUAUUUAUGUGUUGUUGACAUCUGAAUGCCCAGCAAUUUAAUCUCCAAAUCUGAAAUGUUCAUAAUUUGAAAUGCAGGAUGUAACUGAGUGAAUAAGAGCUAUCCAGGUGAUAGUGGAAGGUGUGUGUUUGUGAAGAUAAAGGAGAAAUGGAGGCUGUUUUCAAUACUUGCCUGGUAUGAUUUAUUUUGUUUACAAGUUGUUUUAAAGGGGUCCCUGUUCAUGAAAAUUUGGCCUGUACUUCAUAAUUUUUUAUAUCAGUUUUUUUGUUUCAAUAGCUAGAAUAACCCUACUCACAAAGUUUUACAGACUGUCUUGAUGAAUUUAAAUAAAGUUUGAUAUUCACUAAACUCUUUACCAACAAACUUUAUUUAAUUGCUCAAACAUGCUUGAAAUAACUUGUGUGUUGGAGCUGGGAACCCAGGAUUUUUAAAACAAGAAGAUAAAACCCAAACUAUUUUAACAAACACUACAAAUGUCUCCUGAUUAUUAAAUGUCAUUUCGUUCAUGAUGGCACAUUAAUAAGACAUAUUUUAUGUACAGUUUCAUCAAUAAUUCUUUAGUCUUUUUUGUGUGUGUGUAUUUGCCUUCCAGGCAGUAGUAUUUCCAGUAAGAUUUUUAAAGCCUGUCAGCUCAUAUACCCCCUUGGUAUUAAUUCCUUAACAGAGUUUGGUUUUAGAUUGAAUAUUUGCAACAACAAAAAAGUACCAUCUCAAACCUGAAUCACGCAUACAUGUUGACAAUAAUGCUAUUAAAUUGUAAAGAUUUAUUUUUCUAAAUCUAAAGGUUACAUUUUUUAAAAGAAGAUAUGUGUGUGUGUGUG
Molecule: messenger RNA, 3126 nt
Organism: Polyodon spathula (Mississippi paddlefish)
Lineage: Eukaryota; Metazoa; Chordata; Actinopteri; Acipenseriformes; Polyodontidae
Gene: fam110d
Product: family with sequence similarity 110 member D
Exons: 2
Coding region: 980-2131 (383 amino acids)
Source: RefSeq, a predicted model, not a curated record